AUGAACCCUGUACGUAGACUGUACGACCUAGAUCACAUCAUGCACCACCUCUUCCCUGCUGCAGCGCUAAAUUGUGCUCAAAGUGUUAAAGACUACAAAGUGUUAAACAACGAAGUGUUGGAGUACAAUGAGACAAUAGACGCCAUACUGUCUGAGACUAUGACAGCUGGCGUGGCGGCGAGGCGGAAGUCGAGGUCAAAGAGGAGUUGGGCGAAAGUCGAACAGGAUGGACAGGCAUCAGACUUCACUGAUAUUGGUGACUGGCCAACAUUGGGCGCGGCUGUCUCCGGAGCCAGGUGUCAUUCUACACCGCCACCUCAUGACGCCGAUCCUGCCCACCACAAUGGCAAUGCGGAGCAAGACCGUAAACCUCCCGAGGAGCCCCACCACCAGCACCAGACGAAAUAUGAAAAGGUGGAACCAAUACAGAACCACCAUGGACACAACGAUAAGCAUCACGACAAGCAUGUAGACAAGUCGAAGAAUUUUGGCGCUGGCAAAGGUGGCAGCAAAUCUGGGAAGCAUAAAUGGGUACCAUUGGACAUAGAUGUGAAGGCACCUAGGCCAGGGAAGCAUGGCCCGCAGCAUUCAAGGCCAGAAAACGACACUGUGUCCUUGAACGGUGAAGAAUCCCGAUCGCGUGGGGGUCCACGUUCUCGGGGCGGAGCGCGCGGCGGCUCCCGCGGCGGUCGGCGAUCGGCCCCUCGACCCGCUUCAGCUCUACCCUCACUGCCGACGCCCCCGCAUCACCCCUUAUACCAUCACGCUCACGAUUUCCCACAUCAUCCAGACUUGGCACAGCUGCGGGUGUCAUCGGGCGGCGUGGCGCAGGUGGUGGUGCCGUUCGGCGUGGGCGGCGCUCUGGGCGCUCCGCUGGGCGCGCUGGGCGCUCCCAUGGCGCCGCCGCUGGCGCAGGCCUACUACUACGGCGCCGCCGCCGCCACCGCCACGCCCUACGGCAUGGGGCUCGACCAUGCCACCUUGAAGGAUUUGAUCAAGAAGCAGAUCGAGUACUACUUCAGUCCGGACAACCUGGCGCGCGAUUUCUUCCUCCGUCGCAAGAUGGCCGCGGACGGCACCAUCCCCGUGACGCUGAUCGCGUCGUUCCACCGCGUGCGCGCGCUCACCCCCGACGUGCAGCUCGUGCUCGACGCCAUCCGCGACUCCGACAAACUGCAGCUCAUUAAUGGCUUCAAGGUCCGAACCGCGUUCGAACCGACAAAAUGGCCGCUACUGGACAUUAUGGCAGGCUCAACAAAUGCCGAAGAGGAGAAAGAGAAACCUAAAGAUGCCGAAGAAAAGCCAAAAGUCCCUGUCGAUGGAGUGAUUGAAACGAAAAUGCCCGAAGAGGCGCCCAGUAUAGAAACCGAAAAGAAAGAGAAGACCGAGGAUGUUGUUAAAGUAGAUGUUAAGAAAGAAGACGAUAAGACUGCAGUGGAAAAGACAGAGACAGGAGAAGUUAAGGAAGCGGCUAAAGAAUCAGAAAUUACGAAGUCCAAAGAAGAGAUUAAGGAAAACUCUGUAAAGGACAAGUCUGACAGCACGGACGAUCCUCCGCUACAAUCAGAGGGGCAGGAGGAGAAGACGGGUGAAAAACGGCGCAAGAAGCACAUGGUGGGCAUCUUCCCUCUGCCGACGAUGGGCGGGCCGCUGGUGGCGCCGGUGUCGUCGCUGCUGCGCGCCGUGCCGCCGCCGCCGCUGCCGCGCAUGUUCCGGCGCCACCCGCCCGACAACCUCAACCCCGACGUGCCCGAGUUCGUGCCGCGCAGACACGAAGAAUGUAACGACAAAAUAGAGGGUGGAGACGAUAGACAAGGGUCCGGCAAUGCUAGUCCUAAUUCUGAGAGCUGGACUGAGGUGAAGCGCCGCAACAAAGCGGGGUCCCGCGAGCGGUCCGGGGGCGCUGAGACAGAGUCCCCCGCCGGGGAACCGAGGGAGGAGUUGCAUUUCCAACUCGACGAGGAACUGGAUCUGCCUCCACCUCGACAAAACACAUUCACUGAUGCCUGGUCCGACGAGGAGUCAGACGCGGAGUUCACGGACCGCGACGUGGGCCGUCUGCUCAUCGUGACCCAGACCGGCGCGAGGGCCCCCAAACACGAUGGACACGACCGACAGGGCGACUGGACCACCAGGACCAAGAUCACACAGGAUCUCGAAAAGGUUAUAACCGACGGCCUAAGACGCUAUGAAGAAGACCUUUGGAACGAUUCCGAAUACACUUCGGUAAGUAACAGAUCGUCGUACGGCAACCAGCAGCAGUACCGCACGGUGUCGCUGAUCUCCCGCGAGCAGUUCGAGGCGACGGUGCCGGCCGAGCGCCACGCCAACCCCGCCGAGCCACCGCCGCCGCCGCCCCGCCCCGUGGAGAGUCAGGCGGAGAGCGCGGCGAAGUCUUCGAAGCGUCCGCGACGCACGGCGCGGUUCUACGCGGCCAGCAAGGACCCGCACGCCACUGACGUCAUUGUAUCUCGCAAGCACAAGACCCGGUAUAGCCUGAACCCACCGGUUGAACACCAUGUGGGAUGGAUCAUGGACAUACGCGAGCACAGACCGAGGACACAAAGCACUGGGUCGUCUCUGGGCACGUCCCCGACUCUGGGGUCGUCGUGCGGCUCGAUGGGCCAGUCGCUGCCCACCUUCCACCACCCCAGCCACGGCCUGCUAAGGGAGAACCACUUCACACAACAAGCCUACCACAAAUACUACUCGCGCUGUCUCAAAGAGCGCAAGAAGCUGGGCAUCGGACAAUCGCAAGAAAUGAACACCCUGUUCAGAUUCUGGUCUUUCUUCCUACGGGAUCAUUUCAAUCGCACCAUGUAUAAUGAAUUCAGGACGCUAGCCAACGAGGACGCUUCAGCUGGCUUCCGUUACGGAUUGGAGUGUCUGUUCCGUUUCUACUCUUAUGGACUGGAGCGGAAGUUCCGUCCGGAGUUAUACCAGCACUUCCAGAUUGAGACAAUGGCUGACUACGAGAAAGGUCAACUAUACGGCUUGGAGAAAUUCUGGGCUUUCCUGAAAUAUUACAAACACGCUGGCGCCCUGCAAGUGGACCCCAAACUCCAGGGAUACCUAUCCAAGUUCAACAGCAUUGAGGACUUCAGGGUUUUAGAGCCGCAGCUGAACGAGCUGCUGGCGGCGCAGGGCGCGCAGGCGCCGGGUCGCGGGCCGCACGCACGCGCCUACGACCGCACGCGCUCCGUGUCCGAGUCCGACCGCGCCGCGCAUCACCACCACCACCGCGCCGGCAGCGCCCGCACUCAGUUCACGUCGGUGCAGUCGAGCGGCAGCCGCGGCCGCGCCGGCUCCUGCGGCGCGCAGAGCGUCGUGGCGCACGCGCGCGCUCGCCCUUCACCUAAAACGAAGCAAGAAGAAGUGAAGUCAGUGGCCGCCAAACAGUGA
Molecule: messenger RNA, 3402 nt
Organism: Arctia plantaginis
Lineage: Eukaryota; Metazoa; Arthropoda; Insecta; Lepidoptera; Erebidae
Source: the annotation of a GenBank genome assembly